AUGUCAUCAAUACACUACAAAUUCCGCGCGGAACUCGACUACAAGACGCUGCAGUUCGACGGGCUGCACAUUCGCGGCGAGCAGCUCGUGCGCGAGAUCUGCUCCAAGGAGAAUCUGAAAUUGGAGUUGUUCGAGCUGCAAUUGCAGAAUGCGCACACGAAGAAGAUGUAUAGCGACGAGGAGCUGAUUCCCCGCAACUCGUCGAUCAUUGUGCAGCGAUUCCCGCGGAAGGAUGCAGCAAAGGUGCAAAAAGUACAGUGAGUUGGUCGAAAAUUCACCAGUUUCCCUAUAAAUUCGAUAAUUUCUGUCAUUUCCAGAGCCGGCGUCAACUCGGGAAUGGUGACGCACGCGGAAGGCGCCUCGUCAAGCCUGGAUCCAGUCAAUCAACUCUCGCAGGUGGGAAUUUGCGGAAAAUCGGAUAAAGUGCUAAUUUUGUUAUUUGUAGGCCGAAUUCGAUGGUCUCGAUGAAGCGGAGCGUCUGAAUCUGAUCCGAGAUCAGUCGACGAGAGCUUUCGAUCCCUCAAAGUGAGUUUUUUAGCAUUUUCGCUCAAACUUCUUCAAAAAACGCCGAAUUUUUGCAGUUUCCGCCGUCGCCCGCAAGGAGGGAUCAUGACGGGACCGCCGCCACCGACGUACACGUGCAACCGCUGCUAUCAACCGGGUCACUGGUACAAAAACUGUCCGAUGGUAAUUCUCGCCGCCGCCGCAGCCGCCCACUCUUUUUCUGUCUCCGGCCGGUUUCCGUGCAUUUUCUCAUUUUCCUGUAUAUCUUGUGCGUGUCUCUCCCAGAUAAAACUCCAAUUUUCAAUUUUCUAGCAAUUUUGUUCGAUAAUUUCUAAUCGCAAUUUUAUAGGAUCGCCGAAAAGUGCAGAGUUUGGAAAAUUUCAAAAAAGAAAUCAUGUUCAGAGGGAUUUAAUGCAAUUUUCAGCUCAACACAAAACGAACGACGGGAAUACCAUCGCAAGAGCUCAUGGAGACGACGGCCGACGAUCCGGCGGCGAUGCUUCACCCAAGCGGAAAGUACGUCGUGCCGAUCAUGCACUGGAAGGCGCGUCAGGAGACACUUCAGAGAAAGGUACUUUUUCUACAAUGUUUCCUGAUUUUUAGAGAGUUUUCCCCGAUUUUCCGUUAGUUUAAGAGCCUCACUAAUCGUGCCCAGUUCUUCCAGCAGAAUCUCGACGAAGGAGGAUCCGCCUCCCCUGCGCAAGCGGAACGGAAAGUACCGCCGGAGCUUCUCUGUCCGAUCUGCCACAGUCUCUUCAAGGAGGCGGUCGUCACGUCGUGCUGUGGCAGUUCAUACUGUGCCGAAUGCAUCCAGGACCGCAUUAUGGAUCCGGACAGUCGCAAGUGCCCCGGAAACGAUUGCGGCAAUACGGAGGUAGGGCUUUUUUUUAGACAGUUCACUUUCAAAAAUGUGCAAAUUUGCAGAUCUCCAUCGAAAGCCUGAUCCCGAAUAAGACUUUGCGUGAAGGCGCAGCCGCGUGGAUCACCUCUAGUGCGCCAGGCGCCCAAUUGGUCCCUUCGGCCGCCGAACCGGAACAGAUCCGCAUUCGAAUCGGCCUCAAAGCACCCGCAUCGGCACCGAAUCUCUCCGGCAUCUCCCCCGGCACGUCCCUCGUACCCCAGCAACCGCCAAAUGUCUUGCAACCCGUCCACUCUGCCGUUCUCCAGCAGGUAGUCUAUUUUUUCUAAAACGUUUGCAUUUCUGCUACUACCCGAGUCGAUGCGAUUCUUUUGUGAUUUCGCAACGGUUUUCUAACUAUUUCUUCAAUUUUCAGCCAGUCCAGCAACAAGUGGCUCUCCCGCCCUCCCACACAAUCCAACCGGCCAUUCCGGGAUUCCCGGCGACCUCGCAGCCGGCCGUCAGCUCUUCCAUCGGUCUGCAAAUGAUGCAGGACGUGAGCCUGCCACCGCCCGGAAUUCCAGGGCUCUCCGCCUACGGACAGACUCUUCCCGGCAUACCAGGACUCAUGCCCGCCUACGGGUACGGAUUUGUUGAAAAGCCCGUGACAGCUAUGACAAUCGGCCCAAGUUUCAGAAUCCCCGUGUUCCCGGCAUCGGGCUUCCCGCCGGCGGUCUCUUCGGUGCCGCUCGCCUCUUCCGCCUCUUCGGGAUUCGACGAGUGGAAUGCGUUCCUGCGCAACAAGGAUAAGUACGACAAACGGAGAGACGCGAGGGAUCGGGAGCGGGAGAAAGACCGCACGAGACGGAAGGAACGCCGAGACUCGCGCGGAAGACGCAGACGGUAAGCAGAUGGGGGAAAAGAACCGAAUUCAUCGCGCUAAUUUUCCGAACACACUACAGAGACUCGUCCACAUCGUCCUCCGCAUCGUCUUCAUCGUCUUCUGGCGAAGAGGAGCGUCGUCGUCGCGAAAAACGGCGCGAAAAGGAAAAGAAGAGCAGGAGAAGUGUGGAGAAGGAGCGAAGUUCGACGCGGCGAUCCGAUGACCGGAGAGAUCAUCGGGAGCGCGAGACGUACCGAGAAUCGUCGUCGAGAAGAGCGAAAGAGUCGACGAAACUCGCCGCUUCUUCUGCUUCUUCUUCGUCGCGACGAGACGGCGGAGCAGAGCGGAGAGAAGAGGCGAGACGCAGAGACCAGAGAAAGAAAGAAGACGACAGGAAGAAGGACCGUACUCGAGAGCCAGAGCCAGAAGAACUGGAGGACGAUAUCCAAGAGAGGUGAUUUUGAUGAAAAAUUGGGAAAUGUGAUGAUUUUUGUUUAAUUUGGCUCAUUUUGCCGAUUUUUACCCAUCUUGCUGUGAAAACUAGCUGAAAAUCCAUAAACUGUCAACAAAUUGAUUUUUCAGCAAGCACAAGGACGUGGAGUCGAAAGACGAGGACGAAAUCGAUGGAAUAAUCGCCGAGUACGGAAAUGUGCAAGUGAAAGAGGAAGAAGAUGCUGGAGAAGGAGAAACGACUGAAAAAGUGGAGAAAGGAGAAGAAGAAGUGAAGCGAGUGGAUGUGGAGACGAAGAAGGAGGAGGAGACACUGGUCGAGAUGAAGGACGCCGCUGAAGAGGUACUUUUUGCAAUUUUUGGAGAUUUUUAGAACAUUUUGUGCAGUCUCAGGAGCCGACGGCCGACGAGGAGCCAAUCGAGACGGAGCCGAGUGCCCCGAGAGCCCCCGCGAGCCAGACGUUGGAGACGAGCGAGGCGGAGGUGGCGGAAACGAGAACCGAGCCCGAAGAAGACCAGGAAGAAGAAGAAGAGGAAACGGAAACGGACCGGAAGGAGGACGAAGCGAGCGGGAACGAUGAGAAGAUGGCGGAGUCGUCGGGCGGCGAGGAGGAUCGCAAAAAGAAGCACAAGAAGAGCAAGAAGGCGAAGAAGAACAAGAAGAAGGGCGAGGAAGACGAAGUGGAAAUGGAGGAGGAGGAAAAGCACAAGAAGAAGCACAAGAAGCACAAGAAGGAGAAGAAGGCAAAGAAGGAGCGGAUGCGCGAGGAGCUUGACGCUGCGGAGGAGGCCGACGAGCGCAAGGAUCGGGGACGGCGCGAGGAGGAGCGCAAGCGGAAGAGGGACUCGCGCGAACGCGACUACGACUCGGAUGUACGGUUUUUGUUUUUUAUUUUAGAAAAAGUUGAAUGAUUUUGGAAUUUUUGUACUUUCUAGGCGCUCUAAACAAAAAUUGGUGGAUUUGAAACAAUUUUAAGCACAAAUUAGGAACAAAUGCCUAAAUCGGCACUCGAAUAAGUGAAACAGAAGUUGCAGAGUGCGCCGAAGCCAAAAUCGCGUCGAUCCGACGAUCAUCAGCGAAAAGACGGCGAGAAGGAGCGCGAGAAGGAUCGGAAGACGUACCGAGAAGAGAAGGAGAGAGAAGAGCGCAAAAAACGAGACGAGGAACGUGAGAAGGAUCGGAGACGCCGUGAGAGACCGGAAAAGCCGGCGAGAGUCGAUAAAUCCGCGGAGAAGUCGAAUAAGAAGCAGCCGGAGGUGAAGACGCGUCGAUCGGUGCACGAACGCCUUCAAAAGGCCGACGACGUUGUCAAAAGUGCCAGCACUCUGACACGGAAACCAGUCUCGUUCACCGUCAAUGCGAGCAAGUCUGCGCGCGUCCGUCGCGUCUCGUCGAGCUCUUCCACAAAAGAGCAGGAAGAGGAGGAGGUGGGCGUUCCGAUGAAUUUUCAUCCGUUUCUCAACAAAAAUCAUUUCAGCGCUCUAAACAUCGCCGCAAAAAGGAGGAGACGGAUGUGGAGAGCAGCGCAGAAAAGGAAAAGGCCAAGGUGAUUAUUUUUUUCAAAAUUUAGAACAUUUUUGACCGUUUUUUUGCAGAAAUCCUCGUCUCGUUCGUCUGCCGCCGCCGCUGCCGUCUCGUCAUCGUCAUCGUCUGGAGAGUUGAGCAGCUCGUCGAAGCACAAGAAUAUCAAGAUUAAAUUUGAUUUGUAG
This is a messenger RNA of Caenorhabditis sp. 36 PRJEB53466, 4385 nucleotides long. Lineage: Eukaryota; Metazoa; Nematoda; Chromadorea; Rhabditida; Rhabditidae. The record is from the annotation of a GenBank genome assembly.